Molecule: messenger RNA, 1209 nt
Organism: Hansenula anomala
Lineage: Eukaryota; Fungi; Ascomycota; Saccharomycetes; Phaffomycetales; Wickerhamomycetaceae
Product: glycosyltransferase family 15 protein
Exons: 2
Coding region: 1-1209 (402 amino acids)
Biological process (GO): protein N-linked glycosylation; protein O-linked glycosylation; cell wall mannoprotein biosynthetic process
Cellular component (GO): Golgi apparatus; membrane
Molecular function (GO): alpha-1,2-mannosyltransferase activity
Source: RefSeq, a predicted model, not a curated record
AUGUUGAAAAUUCAAUCAACAAGUUCAAAUUUGUUCCGUUUAAAGUUGAACGAGAGAAUCAUCAGAAUCGCCGUGUUCAGUGCAGGGAUCAUAGGUCUUAUCUUCCUUCUCUCAAACACCACUUCUGGUCCAACUUAUGUUAGAUCUGUCAAGAAGCCUACAACUCAUCCAGCUUCAAAUGCUCAAUCAGGUACAGGGGACCAUUUAAUUAAUAUCCCAUUAGCUGAAACAACCUAUGUUCGUGAGAAUGCCACUUUUGUCUCCCUUGCCAGAAACGAAGAUUUAUGGGAAUUGGUUCAUGCUAUAAGAUCUGUUGAGGAUCGUUUUAAUCGUCAAUAUAAAUAUGAUUGGGUUUUUUUAAACAAUGAGGAAUUUAAUCAUGAGUUUAAAACUGUGAUGACUACUUUGGUUUCAGGUGAGGCUAAAUUUGGGUUGAUUCCAAAAGAUCAUUGGUCUUAUCCUAGUUGGAUCUCUACUGAAAAAGCUGCAAAGACAAGAGAAGAUAUGAAGAAUAUCAUUUAUGGGUCCUCGGAACCUUAUAGACAUAUGUGUAGAUAUGAAUCUGGUUUUUUCUAUAGACAUCCAUUAAUGCUUGAUUAUAAAUAUUAUUGGAGAGUGGAACCAAGUACAAAAUUACAUUGUGAUGUUAAAUAUGAUGUUUUCAAAUUUAUGAAGGAUAAUAAUAAAGAUUAUGGGUUCACUAUUACAAUUCAUGAAUUUGAAGAAACUAUUAAAACCUUAUGGAAAACUACUCAGGAUUUCAUUAAAGAAUUUCCUCAAUAUAUUGCAAAGGAUAAUUUAGAAAAAUUUGUUUCAAAUGAUGGUGGUAAAACUUAUAAUUUAUGUCAUUUUUGGACAAAUUUUGAAGUUGGUAAUAUGGAUUUCUGGAGAGGUGAAGCAUAUUCAAAAUAUUUUGAAUAUUUAGAUAAGAAUGGUGGGUUUUUCUAUGAAAGAUGGGGUGAUGCUCCAGUUCAUUCAAUUGCAGCUUCAUUAUUCUUACCUCAAGAUCGUAUUCAUUUCUUUAAGGAGAUUGGUUACUUCCAUGGUCCUUAUCAUAAUUGUCCAAUUGAAGAUGAUGUUCGUGAUGAGAAUAAAUGUAUGUGUAAUCCAAAUGAUGAUUUCACAUGGAAGGAUUAUUCAUGUACAAGAUUAUAUUAUGAUGUUAAAGGGUUGCAAAAACCAAAAGGAUGGGAUAAGCAUACUGGUUAA